Messenger RNA from Branchiostoma floridae (Florida lancelet), 1183 nucleotides. Its product is annotated as medium-chain acyl-CoA ligase ACSF2, mitochondrial-like. The transcript is spliced from 10 exons. NCBI's taxonomy places the organism in Eukaryota, Metazoa, Chordata, Leptocardii, Amphioxiformes, Branchiostomatidae. The record is from RefSeq and is a predicted model, not a curated record. The coding region runs from base 98 to 1183 and encodes 361 amino acids. Gene Ontology annotation, biological process: fatty acid metabolic process. Gene Ontology annotation, molecular function: medium-chain fatty acid-CoA ligase activity.
ACACAGAUACACGCCAAGUUCUUGGGCAAAUUCGUCGGGCCUUAGGUGAAGUCGUCAGGGCAAGAACCGCCGUUUGCUUAUCAUAACCAGUGUCAUCAUGAACCCUCUGACGUCACUGUCCGAAGAGCCGCUGGUGACCUUGACCUUUGGUGACCUGCUUGACCAGGCGGCGGUCAGCUGGCCGGAGAAGGGCGCCUAUGUCUUCUGUGAGACCGGGAGUAGGCUCACGUUUAAAGGACUGAAAGAACAGGUAGACAAGUUAGCGGCUGGGCUGCUGGCAAUAGGGAUCGGCAAGGGUGACCACGUGAGCUGGGUGGCGGGUAACAGGCCGAAGUGGAUCGUCAUCUUUCUCGCUGUGAUGAAGAUAGGAGCUGUGGCGGCUCCACAGGACCUUUGCUUCUUCGAAUACGCAGAAUCCACGGUUACCAACACAUUGAAAAAGGCUGAGGUAAAAGUGCUAAUAGUAGAGGCGAGAGAGGACGGAUCAACACCGUUCCACGACAUGUUCGGGACGACAGAAGGAGUAGAGCGGGGAGCUCCGGCUGUAGAAGGACUGCCACACUUAACUACAUUGGUGACCAUCGGAGAAAGCUGUCAUCGGCAGUGUUACACACUGGCGGAACUGCAGCAAAAGGGAGAAGACGAGAAACUUCAGGAACGGCUGGCUGAACUACGACCCCAGCUCAGCUGCCACGACCCGGCCUUACUGCAGCUCACCUCGGGCUCCACGGGUCUCUCCAAGCUUGUGCAGCACUCGACCCACGCCAUCCUCAACAGUAACCGGUACGUCGCACUGGCUCUACACAUGGACCAACAGUGCAGAGCCGUGUUCUCCACGCUGUUUUGUAACGUCGCCUGGAACGUGUGCCACCCCAUCAUCACGGGCUGCACGUUCGUGGUUCCUACUACAGACGCGCCGGACGCAGAGGACAUUCUCUCAGCCGUCCAGGAUGAAAGGUGCGACAUUUUGUACUCUCUCUACGUCAAGAACUUCUACACCAUCCUCCAUCAUCCUCGCCUCCAGGAUUUCGACCUGUCUACGCUAAAACUUGGUAAGAGGAAACACAUCUUUACCACAAUCAUUUUUACUAAUCAAGAAGAAAAUAUACAGGGCACUGACCUGAUGCACUCUAGCAGAGAGCUAACACCAAACAUCACCUCUGAAAAUACGAAUUACAUUUAA